Molecule: messenger RNA, 951 nt
Organism: Terrapene triunguis (Three-toed box turtle)
Lineage: Eukaryota; Metazoa; Chordata; Testudines; Emydidae
Product: olfactory receptor 52E4-like
Exons: 1
Coding region: 7-951 (314 amino acids)
Biological process (GO): G protein-coupled receptor signaling pathway
Cellular component (GO): membrane
Molecular function (GO): G protein-coupled receptor activity; olfactory receptor activity
Source: RefSeq, a predicted model, not a curated record
UACUUCAUGUCAGAUUCCAACACAACUGACUUCACCAACCCCUCCACCUUCAUCCUGCUUGGCAUUCCAGGCCUGGAGGCAGCCCAUGUCUGGAUCUCCAUCCCCUUUUGUGUCAUGUACACCAUAGCCAUGUUGGGGAACUCCACCAUCCUGUUCAUCGUCAAGACAGAGCUGAGGCUGCAUGAGCCCAUGUACUAUUUCCUCUGCAUGCUGGCUAUCACUGACCUGGUUCUUUCUACAUCCACUGUGCCUAAAAUGCUGAGCAUCUUCUGGUUCAAAUCCAGGGAGAUAGAUUUUAGUUUGUGCCUCACCCAGCUCUACUUUGUUCACUGCUUUAUAGCGAUGGAGUCUGGAAUCGUCUUGGCCAUGGCUUUGGAUCGCUAUGUGGCCAUCUGUGAUCCCCUGAAAUAUUCCACUAUCCUGACAAACCACAUGGUGGCCAAGAUUGGUCUGGCUGUGGUGCUGCGUGGCAGCAUUCUUGCACUCCCCUAUCCCUUCCUGGCAAGGCGGUGGCCAUACUGCAGAACCAACAUCAUCUCCCACACAUACUGCGAGCACAUAGCCGUGGUGAAGCUGGCCUGCGCAGACGUACGCAUCAGUAGUUACUACGGCCUGAUUGUGGCAUUCUUGGUGAUUGGUCUGGAUGUGUUUUUUAUCGCUGUGUCCUAUACACAGAUUCUAAGGGCCAUCUUCAGCCUCCCGACAAAGGACACCCGGCUCAAGACUUUUGGUACCUGUGGCUCCCACCUCUGUGUCAUUUUAGCAUUUUAUAUCCCAGGUCUCUUCUCCUUUCUCACGCAUCGGUUUGGCCACAAUGUGCCUCCACAUUUCCACAUUCUCAUUGCCAACAUGUACAUUCUACUACCCUCCAUGCUAAACCCCAUCAUCUAUGGGGUGAGGACCAAACAGAUCCGAGACAGGCUGCUCUGGCAUAUUACUCAUAUUGAAUAA